UACUCAUUUACCUUCAUACACAGACUCACCUGGACCUGACGGAGCUCCAGACUUCACCUGGACUCAGGCAGGUCACCUGUCACUUCAUCCCGUACCUGUCACCUGUGUGACGUCAUGACGUGGCACUUUAACUGCUCAGUUAGCUGCUGUUAGCCGCUAGCUCUGAGGACUGUGGACUUCAAACUGCUCUUACCUGACAGUGUCCGACCCCCUCCCGACUCCCGGCGUUGCCAUGGCUACCUUCCCAGAGUACAUCGCUCAGAACGAGGAGCGUGACGGCGUGCGCUUCAGCUGGAACGUGUGGCCGUCCAGCCGGCUCGAGGCGACCCGGAUGGUGGUUCCGGUGGCGUCUCUCUUCACCCCGCUGAGAGAGCGACCCGACCUGCCGCCCAUCCAGUAUGAACCGGUUCUGUGCAGUCGGGCCACCUGCCGCGCUGUGCUCAACCCGCUGUGCCAAGUGGACUACAGAGCCAAGCUGUGGGCCUGUAACUUCUGCUACCAGAGGAACCAGAGUCAUGUGUGUGUGUUCUCUCAGUUUCCUCCUUCGUAUGCUGGAAUCUCUGAAGUCAACCAACCAGCUGAGCUGCUGCCUCAGUUCUCCACCAUCGAGUAUGUUGUUCAGCGUGGUCCUCAGAUGCCGCUGGUCUUCCUGUAUGUGGUGGACACCUGUAUGGAGGACGAGGACCUGCAGGCUCUGAAGGAGUCCCUGCAGAUGUCUCUGUCUCUGCUGCCUCCCACCGCGCUUGUCGGACUCAUCACCUUCGGCCGGAUGGUUCAGGUUCACGAGCUCGGCUGCGAGGGGAUCUCCAAGAGUUAUGUCUUCAGAGGGACCAAAGACCUCAACGCCAAACAGCUACAGGAGAUGCUCGGUCUGACCAAACCUUCAGCCACUCAGGGCCGAGGUCCACAGACUGCCCCGCCUCUGUCCAACAGGUUCCUGCAGCCGGUGCAGAAGAUCGACAUGAACCUGACGGACCUGCUGGGGGAGCUGCAGCGUGACCCGUGGCCCGUCACCCAGGGGAAGAGACCUCUGCGCUCGCUGGGUGUGGCCAUGUCGAUUGCUGUGGGUUUGCUGGAGUGCACUUUCCCAAACACGGGCGCUCGUAUCAUGACGUUUAUCGGCGGCCCAGCGACGCAAGGCCCUGGCAUGGUGGUGGGAGAUGAACUGAAGACCCCCAUCAGAUCGUGGCAUGACCUGGAGAAGGACAAUGCCAAGUUCAUGAAGAAAGCCACCAAGCACUAUGAGUCUCUCGCUAACAGAGCGUCCACGAACGGUCACAUCAUCGACAUCUACGCCUGCGCUCUUGACCAGACCGGACUGCUGGAGAUGAAGUGCUGCGCCAACUACACCGGAGGUUACAUGGUGAUGGCUGAUUCCUUCAACACGUCUCUGUUCAAACAAACCUUCCAAAGAGUUUUUACCAAAGACGUCCAGGGAUCAUUCAAGAUGGCCUUCGCUGCCACGCUGGAGGUCAAGACAUCCAGAGAAAUCAAAGUGUCGGGAGCAAUCGGACCCUGUGUGUCUCUGAGUGCUAAAGGACCAUGUGUGUCUGAGAACGAGAUUGGAACAGGAGGAACUUGUCAGUGGAAGAUCUGCGGUUUGGAUCCGACCACCACGCUGGCUCUUUACUUUGAGGUGGUCAACCAGCAUAAUGCUCCGAUCCCUCAGGGCGGCCGUGGGGCAAUCCAGUUCGUCACUCAGUACCAACAUUCAUCAGGACAGAGACGCAUUAGAGUUACCACCACGGCCAGAAACUGGGCGGACGCUCAGACUCAGAUUCAGAGCAUCGCAGCAUCCUUUGAUCAAGAGGCAGCGGCCAUCUUGAUGGCGAGGCUAGCAGUGUACCGGGCGGAGACUGAGGAGGGUCCUGAUGUCCUCCGAUGGUUGGACAGACAGCUCAUCAGACUGUGUCAGAAGUUUGGAGAUUAUCAUAAAGAUGAUCCAAACUCCUUCAGGUUCUCUGAGACCUUCUCCCUCUACCCUCAGUUCAUGUUCCACCUGCGGCGCUCUCCAUUCUUGCAGGUGUUCAACAACAGUCCAGAUGAGAGUUCAUAUUACAGACAUCAGUUCAACAGACAGGACCUGACUCAGGCUCUCAUCAUGAUCCAGCCUGUGCUCUAUGCUUAUUCAUUCAACGGUCCACCUGAGCCGGUCCUGUUGGACAGCAGCAGCAUCCUGCCAGACCGAAUCCUGUUGAUGGACACGUUCUUCCAGAUCCUCAUCUACCACGGAGAGACGGUGGCUCAGUGGAGGAAGGCUGGUUAUCAGGAGAUGGCUGAGUACGAGAACUUCAGACAUCUUCUUCAGGCUCCGGUGGACGACGCUCAAGAGCUGUUGCACACUCGCUUCCCCAUGCCCAGAUACAUCGACACAGAGCACGGGGGCAGCCAGGCUCGCUUCCUGCUCUCCAAAGUGAACCCCUCCCAGACCCACAACAACAUGUAUGCCUGGGGUCAGGAGUCUGGAGCCCCGAUCCUGACAGACGACGUCAGCCUGCAGGUGUUCAUGGACCACCUGAAGAAACUCGCCGUCUCCAGCGCCGCAUGACCUCACCUGUCCCCUCACCUGUCCUCGUUCAGUUCAUUAUUUUAUUUUGCAUUUGCUGCCUGUUUUCAUGACAUCCAGUCAACCAACCGACCAACAGCCUGUCACAUCGCUGUGUUUCUGUCUCCUCUCAUUAUCAGCCAAACAGUAGUAGAUGCAUGUUAAACAUCCAACACAAUGUUCAGAUUAUCACAUGACGUGUGACAUCACAGCCGAACGUGUUUUUAAGUCAUUAUACAUUUAGAAGUCCCUGCUGUUUCUUCCCAAUAAAGGCAUCUAUGUGAUUCGCCUAUUUAAAGCAGGAAGUGAUGCAAUACAGGGGAGCAUUCUGAUUGAUCCAGAUUAACAGAUGAGGUGUCUAACCUGUGACGUUGGCUGAACAGAGAAAUUCUUCAUAAGUUUAAAAUCUGAAUGUGUUGACAUUUUGAAGCCAUCGAACACUAAAAGUCUGUUUUCAUUUUUCAUCUUUGUUCUCGUGUUUCUAAUAAAACUCGCUUUGAAGUUCA
Molecule: messenger RNA, 3051 nt
Organism: Larimichthys crocea (large yellow croaker)
Lineage: Eukaryota; Metazoa; Chordata; Actinopteri; Sciaenidae
Gene: sec23a
Product: Sec23 homolog A, coat complex II component
Exons: 20
Coding region: 233-2548 (771 amino acids)
Biological process (GO): COPII-coated vesicle budding; intracellular protein transport; endoplasmic reticulum to Golgi vesicle-mediated transport
Cellular component (GO): COPII vesicle coat; endoplasmic reticulum exit site
Molecular function (GO): GTPase activator activity; zinc ion binding
Source: RefSeq, a predicted model, not a curated record